Molecule: messenger RNA, 1299 nt
Organism: Oikopleura dioica
Lineage: Eukaryota; Metazoa; Chordata; Appendicularia; Copelata; Oikopleuridae
Source: the annotation of a GenBank genome assembly
AUGUUAUCGCGGCAGUUCUCGAGAUUGAGCCGGAAGCUCGCUGCCUCGUCUUCAGUCGCUGCUCAGAAAGGCCGAGAGGUCGACAUGUGCAUUGUCGGUGGAGGCAUCAUUGGACUCGCCACAGCUCGAGAAGUCAACAUUCGCCAUCCGGAUUUGUCCCUCGCCGUUGUCGAAAAAGAACCAGAACUGGCUCUUCAUCAGUCUGGAUCUAAUUCAGGUGUUAUCCACGCUGGAAUCUACUACGUUCCUGGAUCUCUCAAGGCCAAACUCUGUGUAAAAGGCCUGAAGAUGAUGUACGACUACUGCGACGAGCACAACAUCCCUUACAAACGUUGCGGAAAGCUGAUCGUCGCGACAGAAGAAGAAGAAUUGCCGAGACUAGAUGCUCUCUGGGAUAGAGCCAUCGCCAACGGUUGCACUGUAAACAUGGUCGAUGCAGCGGGAAUCAAAGAAAUUGAACCUUAUUGUACUGGCUUGCGCGCUAUCCACUCCCCUCUCACAGGAAUCAUCGAUUACCAAGUUGUCUCAAGAAACUACGCCAAAGAGGUCCAAGAAAAAGGCCACGAAGUCACCUGUAACUAUGAAGUUGCAUCUUUCGACGAUGUUGGUGGCGAUUAUCCGAUUUCUGUAAAGAGCGCGUCCGGAGAUGAGAUUAGAGCAAAAUACGUCGUCACAUGCGCUGGUCUUCACGCUGAUCGAGUUGCCAAAAAGUCAGGUGGAGAGGAAAUCCCCAAAAUCGUACCUUUCCGUGGCGAUUAUCUCCUAAUGGCACCCGAUAAAGCUAAAUGGAUCAAUGGAAAUAUCUACCCAGUUCCAAACCCGAAAUUCCCCUUCCUCGGCGUCCACUACACUCCAAGAAUGAACGGUGACGUUUGGCUCGGACCAAAUGCCGUUCUUUGCAUGAAGCGAGAGGGCUACAACUUGUUCGACUUCGAUCUCAAGGACUGUCUCGACAUCGCCCGAUUCCCUGGCAUUUACAAACUUGUGCUCAAGAACAUCGGCGCUGGCAUGGGAGAGCUCUGGCGAACAUUCAACUUGAAUGCUCAGCUGAAGGAUCUUCAGCGCUUCGUUCCGGAACUUCAGCGAGAGGAUAUUAUGCGAGGCCCUGCUGGUGUUCGAGCUCAAGCGAUGGAUUACUCUGGUGCUCUCGUCGACGAUUUCAUCUUCGACCAGGGAACUGGACCCCUCGCCAAUCGAAUGCUUCACGUGAGAAACGCGCCAUCUCCAGCUUGCACUGCCUCGCUCGCCAUCGCCGAGAUGAUUGGUGACGAGGUUGAAGCUAAACUUCUCAAGCUCUAA